Messenger RNA from Ochlerotatus camptorhynchus, 500 nucleotides. RefSeq names its product INO80 complex subunit C-like. Bases 13 to 357 code for a protein of 114 amino acids. Lineage: Eukaryota; Metazoa; Arthropoda; Insecta; Diptera; Culicidae. Gene Ontology annotation, biological process: chromatin remodeling. The record is from RefSeq and is a predicted model, not a curated record. Gene Ontology annotation, cellular component: Ino80 complex. The transcript is spliced from 2 exons.
UCCUGCGGAAAAAUGAGCGACCAUCAAAUGCCGGUUUUUAAACGAAUGAAUUUGGCCCAAACGAAUUCUAUCGCUGGUAACAAGAAGCGCACCUGGAAGUCCCUCAAGCAGAUUACGGCUUACGAACGCACGCUUCCUUGGAAGGAUACAGAUGUGACUUAUUCCUCCGUUAACGCACCACCCUCGUUCGUGCCGGCCAAGAAGUACUCGGACAUAUCCGGCCUGAUUGCCCCGUACACCGAUCCGCAAACCAAGCUGCACUUCCACAAUGCGGAAGAGUUCCAGACGGUCCGGAGCCUACCGAUGGAUCUCACCGCGGGCUUUCUGGCGCUGCGAGGGGCAAGCAGUAUUGUUUAGAAUUACUACUUUAGAUGUUUAGAUGAUCUUCAGCUCGAAUGCAGCUAUGGUGCGAUAUCAAUAUCAGAUUUCACUGCUAAUAUGCUACGCUGCUCACUCCUAAUAAACAAAAACCAUAAACGAAAGAUAACUCAAAUAGAACU